UUUAUUUUUUUAGAAAAAGUCUUUAUAAUAAGUCAUACAAUUAUCUCGAGUUAAGAAAAUCAAUCGUUGAUGAUGGAUUUAUAUUACUUCUUGCAAUACAUUAUUUUAAUGUCCUUUCUUUUCAAUUUUACAAAUAAUCAGUUUUUAAAAAAAUGCUCUUGGAACAUAGAUACUAAUGUUUUUAUAGACGAAUGGAUUAGAACUGGACAGCUCUAUUCAUAUUGUAUGCAGGGAAUUGAUGAAAAAAAUAAAGUUGAUUUGAAGUGUACAAACAUUGACUGUAAACAGUGUAUGACAGUCUGCAACCAACCUUUGCCAUUCAAUGUAUUAGUUUGCCAGUCAGCGUGCAAUACUUCACGAGCGUGUAUUUUGGGCUGUCAGUUUUACUCAAAAUUGCUUGCUAAUAAAGAAAAUGGUUCUAAUUUACCUAAUAGUUCUGCUGCUUAUGUAUCAAUUAUUGAUAAUUAUUUCUUGAGCUCCACUUUUCAAUGGCCUGUCAUCAUGUCAAAUAACAGUCUUUUAUUAAGCAUAUACUUGGUAACAAUUACAAGUCAAAAUGGCAUUUUUCAAAAAGAGACCGUGUUAGGUUUAGUAGCAGAUAACCAAGUGCAAGUUAUUGAAGCAGAUGUUUGCAACAAUCUUAUUGAUGAAUCGUAUAUGUUUGAAGAAUAUAAUAGUUUCAGAAUAAAUGUUUAUCCUAUUAACUACAAUGGGUGCAACAAAUUUGAUAAUUUUUCAAGUGUUUUAUCAAAUUUUAGGAAGACAGCUGCAGUAGCAAACAUAAACUUAAGCUCAUAUGGGAUGUAUUUACGAGAUUAUGAAUUUGAAUAUAUAAGUUGGAAUAUAACUUAUGUCUUACCAAAAGGUAUGUCUUUUUUCAAUUCGGUGGCAGCUGAAACGUUAGUACCUGAUUGCAUAACUAGCAAUGUUGUCAAAACUAGUUUUUUCCCAGUUAAAUUGACUUUUACAAAUUUUUCUGGCACUUUUAAACUGAUAAAUCCAUCCCAUGAUCAACUUAAAGGUUGUGCAGUCAGAUUAAAGAUAUUAACAAACAUUGGAAAUUGUACUGUUGGAAAUAUUUCUGAAAUAUCAUUUCGUUACACAGGUUGUCAAGAUGUUCCUAAUUUUCAGAAUUGCAAAAAAACUAAACUGAAAAUUUCUACUUCUCCUAUUGCUGCAAUUGUUGUACCACUGGUAAUUUUCAUAGUAAUAUUUAUAGGUUUUUUCAUUUGGUAUAUGAGAAAACGGAAUCUUAGAUUACAAUCAAACACAAAAAAAGGGCAAAUAGGUUUAAACGAGUUAUGCAUAAAAAAAGACGAAUGGCAGAUUAUGAUUAAUGAUAUUUGUUUUGAAGAAAAAAUUGGUGAAGGAGAAUUUGGAACAGUUUUUAAAGCAACAUUAAAACCAGCAGUUUUUAUGAAUACAAAAUAUUUUGCUAAUCAGUCACCAUUUGCUUUUCAUAACAAGAAUAAAAAUAAAGAAAAUCCUAAUAAAACGAAAUUUGUUGCUGUCAAGUGUUUGAAAGAGGCAACAAUUCAAAAUCAACUUCUGGAUUUUCGUUAUGAAAUUGAAAUUAUGAAGGACAUUGGUUACCAUAAAAACAUUGCAAAUAUGGUCGGAUGGUCUUCUUUUAAAAAAUCCUUAUGUCUAGUUAUUGAAUUUAUGGAAAAUGGAGAUCUUCUUAAUUUUUUGAGACAGAAUCUUGCAAUGAUUUGCUCUAAUGAAGAGAAAGAAACAAAUGUUGGCAAUUAUGAUUAUCCAAAAAGUUAUCAAAAUAGUCAAAAGGUCUACAAUACAUCUGAUUCUUCAAACAUAAAAAGACUAACCAAUUCUAAUGAACUUCUUUCAUUUGCAUGGCAAAUUGCAUCUGGAAUGGAAUAUUUAGGAAAGACAAACUUAGUACAUAGAGAUCUUGCUGCAAGAAAUAUCCUUGUUGGAAGUGAAGGAAGCAUAAAGAUUUCAGAUUUUGGUUUGGCUAGAAAAAUCACAGGUGAAAAAAUUUACGUUAGCACCACAUGUCGGCCUUUGCCUUUAAAAUGGAUGUCUGUAGAAGCCAUACUUCAUUCAUCAUUUACACCUUAUAGUGAUGUUUGGUCAUAUGGAGUUGUUCUUUUUGAAAUUGUUACAUUAGGUGGAAUACCAUAUUCGAAUGUUAGAAACAGUGAGCUUGGUCAUCUUCUUAAGAGUGGUUACAGAAUGGAAAAGCCAGAAAACUGUGGAGACCAAAUGUAUGAUUUAAUGCAAAAGUGUUGGAAUGAAAACCCGUUACUGCGUCCAACAUUUACAGAGUUACGAGAGCAUUUUGAUGAUAUUAUUGGUCAGGAAAAUAACUACUUCAGUUUUGACAUAAAUGAGAGAAAAAAUUACUAUGAUUUCGCCUCUUUUGAUAGAUUUUCUACAGACAAUGAAAAAGACGACCUUAAUUUAGAAUCCGGACUAAUAAGAAAGUGAUAAUUUUUUUUAAACCUUUAUUUAAAAUCGUUAUUUUAAAAACGAUUGAUGCAAUUAAAUAAGUUUUUAUGAAAAUUAAAUAAGUUUAAUGUCAUGAGUUU
Messenger RNA from Hydra vulgaris (swiftwater hydra), 2552 nucleotides. Its product is annotated as receptor-like tyrosine-protein kinase kin-16. NCBI's taxonomy places the organism in Eukaryota, Metazoa, Cnidaria, Hydrozoa, Anthoathecata, Hydridae. The record is from RefSeq and is a predicted model, not a curated record. Gene Ontology annotation, biological process: cell surface receptor protein tyrosine kinase signaling pathway; protein phosphorylation; multicellular organism development. Gene Ontology annotation, cellular component: signaling receptor complex; plasma membrane. Gene Ontology annotation, molecular function: transmembrane receptor protein tyrosine kinase activity; ATP binding.